AUGGCUGAGCUGGAGAGCCUCGCAUGUGACGAUGGUUUGUUGCUCUACCUCGAUGGAACUGAACAGGUGUUGGACGCCGGCACGAAAGUUCAAACAACGUUGCUGACAGGUGAAUCCUGGCAGGAGGCGGUGCCGGCAUUGUACUCUCUGGACGCCUGGGUAUCUGAAGCUGCAUUGUCAGAUCGGCAUGGCAGGCGUGCCAACGGGAGCUGUCCUUUAGACUUAUCCAGGCUCCUAAGGCUUGCAGAGGCAGCCACAGAUCAGCCUCAAGUCCAUGCAGACAUCCAACUUGUGGGCAACACCACCAUCAAAUUGCGACUGCAAGGCACUGUAAGGCGGAUUCCCUGGGGAAACAAAGGCAUCGAAAUGCCAAAGAAUUCCGGGAAUGGCCGGGAUGUGAUGUCCGGGCACAUUGCAACGGGCCCUCGGACAUGGCGAGUCUCGUUGGAGGCUCGAUCCAUAAAGCUGAAGUCCGUUUCGGCAAAGGUGUUCGCUGCAUACUCCUACGCGCCCCUGAAGAUGUGCAAGUCGGGUCAGUCAAGAGCUACGUCUCGGACGUUUCAAACCCACCCGCCAGUACUUGCAAGGCACAACAUCACAACACACCUCCCCAAAGGCUUCGCAGCUUAUAGCCUCACGGCUACGAAGGAGGCUUUGGAAGCGGCUUUUGAGGAAUCCUUGCACGUUGAGGUGUGGGCACAAGAUGCAUUCCAGAAGGACUGCUUGCUAGGCGUUGCAGAAGUGUCUUUGGCCUCGGCAUUCUCACAACCCUUGCGGCGCUCAACAAGAUUGCCCAGCAUGGUUCAUGGUUUUCGGGUCUUUGACCAAGUGUGCCUCCUCGGCAGUGCCGAGGAAAAGCUGCCAGACAUUGUCGGCGAGAUCCGCAUCCUUUUCUUCGUGGAAGACCUGGGCCCUGCAUCUCGAGCUGUGCGUGACAGCACACGGAGCACGAAAGCACAGGACAUUGAUGCGGCUGGCAAUGCUAGCACGCGUCCUCAACGCGAGCUGGGGGAGACGUUGGGAAAAGAUGCAAAAGUUGCCGAACAUGACGCGGAAGCGCUCACGGCGCUCGCUGUCGAAGGGCUUGAAGCUUUAAGGUCGAGUCCUGCAUAUCGGAUCGCCUACUCCUUGGAAGUCUGGAAACAGCAGGAGGAGGACAGAUCCAACAUCCGCCUAAAGGAGCUUGAGACUCAACUGCGGGAAGAACUUGAAGAGGAGUACCGCCAACAUGAACUGCUGCGAGUGCAGACUUUUCGGCAGAGGCAGACCGAGCUGAGGGAAUUGGAACAACGCGCCAAGAAAAAGCUAGCAGACAUCCAGCAGCGAGAGAUCUCAAUCAGUGCAGAGGCGUCCAAUUCAGCUGCAAUGAACGCUCAAGCCAAGCGAAAAGCUGACCUUGCCAUCCAAGCUUGUGAAGAGGCGUUGCGACGGCAAAGAGCCGAAACAGAGCAAGCGCUGGACUUUGAGAAGCGGAAGCACGCUCAGCUGGAAUCCAGAAUGAAAGACUUGGAGCUUGAGACGUCCGAAAUCCGCAAGAGAUGCUCAGAGCUGCAGGCCUCCUUGGUCAAGGAAAGCACAGAGGCAACGAGCGGCACUGCAAGUUUGUCAGCCGAGGAGGAGCUGCGAGGCCUACAGUUGCAGCUUUGCGAAGAGCGAGUGCGCUGUGAAACCUUGGCAGCUUCUCGAGACCACUUUCGCCGGAAAGUCGAAGAGCUUUGCCAGCGCAUCUUGCACCAGCAGCUGCCAGAGUCACCCAUUCCGGAAGUGUUGAAGGCAACGGCACCUUCAGCCAGGGAAUCAAAUGAAGCAGUUGCAGAGGAUGCCAUGGCAGUCACCCAACCAGAGGCCCAAGGACAACGAAACAAACCCUCACCGAAGUUCAGCUUAGAAUGGCUGCAACAGCAGAAGAGUGAGCUUCUUGCCAGCGGCCUAUACACGGACGAUGAUGCCGUGAUUCAUGCACUGAAUGCACAGAUGGAGGAGCUGAGGAGCUGA
Messenger RNA from Symbiodinium natans, 1995 nucleotides. Lineage: Eukaryota; Dinophyceae; Suessiales; Symbiodiniaceae. The record is from the annotation of a GenBank genome assembly.